AGGUAAAAAUGAGUAAGCUUCAACUCAUUCUCUUGUUUCUCACACUCAGCUCGAGUUUUCAGCUACUUUGUGAUGGAAAGGUGAUGAUGGAAUACAUCGGCGCGACCGGAAUUCCGGUGAAGUUGGAGGACGUCCCGAUCGAAGACGCCAUCGAUUUCCACUUCAUCCUCAGUUUCGCCAUCGACGCGGACUCCUCCGGCGCCGCGCAGAACGGCGUGUUCUCGCCGUACUGGGCCGCCACCCUGACCCCGGCCGCGGUGGCGGCCGCCAAAGCCCAGCACCCGAACGUGAAGGCCAUGGCGAGCCUCUCCGGCUGGAGCCUGGGCCCCAAGACCCUCUCCUGGUACAACCCCCGCAACCGCGACCUCUGGAUCUCCAACGCCUUCUCCUCCCUCAAAACCCUAAUCCACACCUACCACCUCGACGGCGUCGACGUCGACUACGAGAGGUUCCCCAAGCACAGCGGCGACAGCUUCGCCUACUGCAUCGGCGAGCUCAUCACCAUGCUCAAGAACCACAGCCUCAUCACGGUCGCCACGAUCGCGCCGUUCUACUCCACCGUCGCGCCUUACGUCGAGCUCUGCGGGAGGUACGGGGGCGUCAUAGACUACGUUAACUACCAGUUCUACACGGACAAGGUGAGGAGCCCCGAGAAGUAUCUGGAAGCUUUCCGGAAUCGGACAGUGCAGUUCGACGGGAAUAAGGUUUUGCCGGCGUACGAGGUGGACGGGAGGGGGAUUCAAGGUGAUGAGUUUUUUGCGGCGUUGGGUUUGUUGGAGCAGAGUGGGUUUGAGAUCGACGGUGCCAUGAUUUUCUCGGCGGAUGCUUCUGCCUCCGGCGGGUUCUAUUAUGAGAAGAGGACUCAAGAGUUUUUGCUCAAUAAUGCUACUCGCAAGUUUGUUCAUUAGGUUGAUCUCUUGUUCUUUAAUUAUUUCAUAAAUCACACGUUCUAAAAUUAAAUUAAGAUGUGAGUUCUUUUUUUAAUCAUGGAUGUUA
Messenger RNA from Salvia miltiorrhiza (redroot sage), 996 nucleotides. RefSeq names its product chitinase 1-like. Gene Ontology annotation, biological process: carbohydrate metabolic process. The coding region runs from base 9 to 908 and encodes 299 amino acids. The transcript is spliced from 2 exons. The record is from RefSeq and is a predicted model, not a curated record. NCBI's taxonomy places the organism in Eukaryota, Viridiplantae, Streptophyta, Magnoliopsida, Lamiales, Lamiaceae. Gene Ontology annotation, molecular function: hydrolase activity, hydrolyzing O-glycosyl compounds.